AAAUGACAUUUACAUGUAUAUUAGGUUAGUGGAUAUUUCCAGGCAUUCCACCCAUGUAAGGAGCCACUGGUAUGAUGUACUGGAUGAAUCCCUUAAUAACAUUGAUUGCUGGUUUAAUUCAUCAUUUAAUUUAGCACAUUCAAGUACUUGCUCUCCUUUUCCCCUCCAUUUACUCUUUCUAAGCUGCCCUUUCUUUAUGCUUGAAAGUGAAAUUAACAUACACGAUAUUCAUCAUGGUUUUUCAAAUAUAAUAUGAAAUGAUUUAUUAACUGCAUGACUUGGUGGUGUGGAGUUCAGGGAAUUCAAGUCAGCGCAGUUUCACCACAUUGUAAAGGAAAACUUCCUUCCAAAGCACAUGGCUGUUUACUGGUGCACUGGGUACCAGCUACCCCUUGUCACACCCAAUUUCAUUACCAUCGUAAUUUCACUCACCAUAGAUAGAGUGAAAUAUAGCAACAAUACAUUAUCUGAUCACUAUUUCACAUCCUAGUACAAAGGCAAGGGAGUGGACUCGGCCUGCCUGACAAAUAACAGUACAGCAUUAGCUAAUAAAGAGUUAGUGGCCGCAGUUCACUGAUAGUUUGUCAUAAUCCACUUUUAAAAUAUGUGUAAACCAAGUGUGAAUUUCAAGGCUGUCUGAGACAUUCCUAAUUGCCGCAUAAAAACUCAGCAGUGAUCUCGGGGAGCAUCAGAGGCGACGUGAGCUACAUUUCGGAAAGCUGAUACAGCAGUUGUUUCUCUCUUAACUUAACAAAAGAGUACUUGGCCAACAUGAGAGCCGGAUCUUACACUCAGAAGAGCUUGCAAGUUAGCAGCUCUGGCAGCAGAGUGAGGGUUCAGAGCCCGUCGCCUUCCCGGUGCCGUGGAUCCUCAUAUGACAAUCGUGGACGUUCAGGUUAUCGUGGCGGCACUGCCGUUGAGUUGGGCACAGAGAUACAUCAGCACCAUGCCAAUGAGAAAGAGGAAAUGCAGGAACUCAAUGUCAAGUUUGCUGGAUAUAUUGAGAAGGUCCAAGCUCUAGAGCAGAGAAACGCUGCUCUUCAAGCUGAGCUUGCUUCUCUUCAGAGCCGCUACAAGGGAGGCCCCACAGGCAUCAGUGAAGAGUAUGAGCUCAAGUUCAAAGAGGUGCGAGAGCUGAUUGAGACCCUGACUAAUGAGAAGGGAGCGGCUGACAUUGAAAGGGGCUACCUUGACGAGGAGGUUGAAGUGUGGAGACUAAAGCUGGAGGAGGAGCUGGCACUUAAAGAGGAGGCAGAAAUGAUCCUGAGGGAGUUUCGCCAAGAUGUUGACAAUGCAACACUGCAGAAGGCUGAGCUCGAGAAGCGCAUUGAGCAACUGGUGGCUGAGAUCGAGUUUCUCAAGAAGCUGCAUGAUGAAGAGGUGGCUGACAUCAUGAAGCAAAUUGAGGACUCAAAGGUUACUGCCGGACUUGAUGGUGAUCGCCCUGACCUGGCUGCCUACCUGCGCAACAUGCGUGCAGAGAUUGAGGCUGUUGCUGCCCGCAAUGUCCAGGAAGCUGAGAAGUGGUACAAGACCAAGUUUGACACACUCAAGGAGCAUGCUGGCAAACAUGAAGAACAUAUGAAGACCAUGAAAGAUGAGAUCUCUACUUUCCAUAACCAGGUGACGGACCUGCAGAACCAGAUUGAUGGGCUGAGGGCACGCAACGCUGCCCUGGAGCAGCAGCUGGAGGACAUGGAGAUUGCCCACAUUGACAAGGUGGGAGGUCUAGAGGGUGUCAUUGCUCAAUUAGAAGCCCAGCUCUGUGAAACCAAACUGGAGAUGACCAAAUAUCUCCAAGACUAUCAGGAACUGCUGCACAUUAAGCUCAAGCUGGAUGCAGAGAUUGCCACAUACAGGAAGCUGCUGGAAGGAGAAGAGAACAGGCUUGGAAUUGCACAAGAUGCCUAAAUAUCCUGGGUGAGAGGAGCAGGAGGUCUAAAGCAGCAGCAGCACAGCGUCGUGGAGUGAAGAGACUAGCUAGUCAAGUUAAAGACUCUUCCCUGUCAUUUGCCCUCCUAACAGCAAUGGUUGGGUAUUAUUCUGAAUUUUCCCCCACCACUAUGGAUAUGACACAAAGUUUCAGAACAGGUACCUGAUCAGUAUUAAUACUGUUCUUUUCUUCUUAAACAACAGGGUCACAGCAGUCCAAAAUAUUUAUGUCUGUGAUUUUCCCAAGUUGAUUUAAAUCAGGAAAAAGAGGUAGACAAAAGAAGGUAAAGACAAUAGAACAAAAAAGCUAAUGAAUCAUACCAUCCAUUUGAACAGAACUAUGUUGAGAUUCACUACCUAGCCCUAAAUUUAACCCCACAUGUCACACUGUGUCCACAUUAUUCUUAAGAAUAUAUGCCUUUGCUUGUGUUACAGACCUUUUUACUUUACAUGAUUUUCAUUUCCAUUUCAGUACAUUGAGUACCCCCUUUCUGUUUGUCUUUGUUCCUUUCCUUUUCUUUACUCCUGCUCCUACACUACCCCCCACCCCCAUACCUCUAUCAACUCCCUUUGCCACUGUUGUUCACCUUUUGCCAUUACUGCUUCUCAUCGUAAUAAAAUGUUUGAAUCCCACCACCGUCACAAUAAAAUAGCAUUAUUCUGCCUCGAUGUGUCAUAUCUCAGCCCAAACGGAGCAGAACUAAUUGCCAUCAUCUUAUUAUGACUGGUCUUCACACUUAACAUUUUUAUUCCAAAUGUUUUGAAAACAUGCAACUAUUGACCAUAUACACUAAUGUUGAUCAACUGGUACUUAAUAAAGAUUGAAGUGAGUGCAUUCAAAA
Solea senegalensis (Senegalese sole) is the source of this 2774-nucleotide messenger RNA. Its product is annotated as desmin-like. The coding region runs from base 772 to 1911 and encodes 379 amino acids. The transcript has 2 exons. Gene Ontology annotation, cellular component: axon; cytoplasm; plasma membrane. Gene Ontology annotation, molecular function: structural constituent of cytoskeleton. Gene Ontology annotation, biological process: intermediate filament organization. The record is from RefSeq and is a predicted model, not a curated record. NCBI's taxonomy places the organism in Eukaryota, Metazoa, Chordata, Actinopteri, Pleuronectiformes, Soleidae.